CUUUCAAAUCCAUCGAAUGUGGUAAUAAACAAAACAGUUACAGUUCAAGUGUACGACAGUGAAGAACUUGAAAGGAGGAUAUCAAUAUGGAUGCAUUAACGAUUCUCGAAAAAUGUAAGGAUGCUGGAAUAAACAAGGUACCAAAAUGUUCGUUAGUAAGCGAUUGUUCACCGCCAGACCCGCCCAGCCGGAAAUUAACAAAGGCGGAAUUGUCGCCGCAAGUAAAGAGAUAUUAUGUAAAUUGUAAGAGGAAGGCAUUCGAUUCGAAGCUGCAACAAUUUUGUUUGACACAUCCUAUUGUCAUUAUACAUGGUCUUACGGAAACGCUUAAGAUUAAUUUGAAUAAUUUUUUGACCAGGCCUCUAAUUAAAACAAAUCCCUCCAAGAGAAUAGAAAUACGUGAACAAGUAAAGUACGCUUCUGAUGAGAAUUGGGAUAGAAACCAUAAAAAGCAAAUCUGGAGAUGUUCCAGUCAGUCAAGUUAUAUGACGAUGACAGAGUAUGCGAAUUAUCAAAUUCAAAUACUCCUGAAUGAUUGUCUCGGUCAAAUGACUAAGGAAAAAAAGAAACAGAAAAAAUUCAAAACAAAGACAGUGAAAUUUGCUACCAACGUGGAUCUAAAUGAGAAACUAUGGAAGCUGCAAUUCGAUGAAUUAACAAAGUUACCAUCCUUCCUUAAAAUAAAUUGGAACAAUGAUAUGCUUACCUAUGUGGGUCAUAUAAUCUUAGGGGUGAACACUGCACAGUUAUAUAUGAAGGUACCGGGCUGCAGAACAACUGGCCAUCAAGAGAAUAAUAAUUUCUGUUCUAUCAACAUUAAUGCCGGACCGGGCGACUGCGAAUGGUUUGCGGUACCGUACGAGUACUGGGGCAUGAUACAUUCGCUUUGUAAAAACAACGGCAUUAAUUACUUACAUGAUAGCUGGUGGCCGCCGAAUUUGAACGUUCUACAUAAGAAUAAUGUCCCGGUAUAUAGAUUCCUUCAAAAACCGGGUGAUAUCGUGUGGGUAAACAUCGGUUGUGUGCAUUGGGUGCAUGCGAUCGGCUCGUGCAAUAAUGUCGCGUGGAAUAUUGGCCCGUUUACUGCCAGACAGUAUGAGCUGGCGAUAGAACGUUACGAAUGGAACAAGCUGCAAAAAUACAAAUCAAUCGUACCGAUGGUGCAUCUUUCAUGGAGGUUGGCACGCAAAAUUAUAACAAUUUCAGAUCAGCAACUGUUUCAUCUAAUCAAGAACUGCCUGAAGCAAACAAUGAUAUAUAAUUACUUGACACUUGAAUUUUUACAAAACAAAGGUGUGAAAGUAGAAUACGACGUACGACACCAAUUUAAGAAGAGACUAUCGUAUUAUUGCCAAGAUUGCCAAGCUGAGGUGUUUAAUAUAGCAUUUUUGGAGGAGGAGGAAGAGAAUAAAUUUAUAGUGUAUUGCAUAGAUUGCGCGCUGAAGAAGUCUCCUUCAUUGAAGGGAUUUCAUUGCCUGAAGAAGUAUCGUAUGAAGAAGUUAAUGAAGAUUUAUGAUAAUUUUACUAUUAAUUAA
Molecule: messenger RNA, 1535 nt
Organism: Cyphomyrmex costatus
Lineage: Eukaryota; Metazoa; Arthropoda; Insecta; Hymenoptera; Formicidae
Product: lysine-specific demethylase 6A
Exons: 5
Coding region: 87-1535 (482 amino acids)
Biological process (GO): regulation of gene expression
Cellular component (GO): MLL3/4 complex
Molecular function (GO): RNA polymerase II cis-regulatory region sequence-specific DNA binding; chromatin DNA binding; histone H3K27me2/H3K27me3 demethylase activity
Source: RefSeq, a predicted model, not a curated record